Molecule: messenger RNA, 6488 nt
Organism: Brassica rapa (field mustard)
Lineage: Eukaryota; Viridiplantae; Streptophyta; Magnoliopsida; Brassicales; Brassicaceae
Product: probable E3 ubiquitin-protein ligase ATL44
Source: RefSeq, a predicted model, not a curated record
UAAUGUCAAUGUUAAGACAUUUGAAGAUAUUUCACGUCAUUUUGAGUUAGAAGAUGAGUGCCUAAACGCUGCUAUACCUUUUAACAAAGCCACCUUUGCAAAAUCAAACUGGGAUUUGAAACGCAAGAGAGGUAACAAGGGAAAUAAGGCUCCAAGUCACUUGGGAAACAAUUCCAAGGUUUUGGUACUGGGCAUCAGCACUUGCCAACUACAUAUGUGUGGUGGGAAGACUCUCAUAUUACAUGAUGUAUUAUUAUAUGCUCCUGAAAUCCAUCGGAGAUUGGUCUCUGUUUUAGCUUUACUUAAGUUAGGAUUUAGUUUGAACUUUCAUGAUAUGUGUUUUAUACAUUUCUAUAGAGUCUGUGUUUUUUGGUUCUGGUUAUACAUAUGAUGGUUUCAUUGUAAUUGUACUUGAUUGUACUACAAAUAAUAAUAAUAAUAAUAAUAAUAAUAAUAAUAAUAAUAAUAAUAAUAAUUGUUUAUCAUAACUGAUCAACCUUGGCAGUCAGCUCAUCUAUCUUCUGGGUGUCAGAACUGUUCUUUUUCUUGGAGCAAUCACUCUCCUCGUUCUUAUUGGCUGAGGUAGCAGCCAUGUUCUCAAUCAGCUCAAACGCUCCAUCAGUGGCCUGAGUCAUGAAGUCUCCAUUGCUGGCAGAGUUCAUAGCACUCUGAAAUUCCUAGUCAACUCCAUCAUAGAAAAUGCCUAGGAGGUAAUCAUCAUCAAAUCCAUGGUGAGGGCAUUCUUUGCGGUAGUCAUUGAAGCGCUCCCAUGCGUCGCAGAAAGGCUCAUCAAUGAGCUGUCAGAAGGAGGUGAUCUUGUUCCUCAAUGCAGUUGUUCUCGACUUAGAGUAGAAAUGACUGAGGAACGCUGAUAGGACCUGCUCCAAUGAAGUAAGAGAACCAGUAGGGAGAGAAUUCAACCACCUUGCAGCCUUGCCAUCAAGAGAGAAUGGGAACAACGUGCACUUAAUGUAGUCUGGUGGUACUCCAUUGGCGCGAGUAAAGCUGCAGAAUUUUUCGAAACUUUCAAUAUGCUCCAUUGGAAUCUCUGCUGGAAGACCAUUAAACACUUUCCUCUGCACCAGAGCGAUCAACGCAGGCUUGAUCUCACAGUCCUGUCUCAGGCAGGGUGGAGGAGUAAUGGCAUAGCGCGUUGUAGGGAAGUUAUGCGGAAGGUUUCUCUGCCCGAUUGGAGCAGCUUGCUCCUGCUGUAGUGCGGCCUGUUCAGCAGAUUGUUGAGCAGAUUGUUCCUGCACUUGAAUGGUGUGUUGCAACUGCUGCAUUUGCUGUUGCAUUUGUUGCAAUUGAGCAGUGAGUUGCUCUUGAUUGCCGUAGUUGCCCAUUAUGGCGUUGUUCGGCCCUGAUUGUUGACGGUUUGUUCUUUCUAACCUUGCUAGCUCCUGGUUGCUAAAUGUAACUAACUCUCCUUGUGCGUUUCUCCGAGUAUGUCCACUGGUCAUGCACCUGAAAAAUUAGCUGCAACAAAAAGGAUAGAGCAAGUUAGAGGUCUUAGACUAAAUAAAUAACUGAAAAAUAAAGGUAAAGAACUGGUCCCCGUCGCAACGGCGCCAAAACUUGAUACACUAAAAUUAUGUCUUUACUAUUGCAAGCUAACAGUGUAGAUGUAGUGAAUUCUUCUUUGCCGAGAUCAAAAACUUUUCAUCCUUUUUUGAGCGUAAGGAUAGCCAACAAAGAUGCAACGCCUACUUCUUUUCCCAAAUUUAUCUUUGUCCCGAGAGAGAUGAACAAAACACCCAAAUACUCGAAGUUGAGAGUAACAUGGUUUCUCUCUAUUAAGUAACGCAUAGGUGACCAGUGCUUAAGAAUGACAUAUGGUGUAUGGUUUAUUAAGUAUGCAGCAGUCAUGGUCGCUUCUCCCCAAAAUUUCACAGGUAAGCUGCUUUGAAAUAAUAAGGCACAAGCUACAUUGAGGAUGUGACGAUGUUUCCUUUCAACUAUGUCGUUUUGUUGAGGAGUGGCAACACAAGAUGUAUGAUGAAUGAUGCCAUUCUCAUGAAAAGUAGCUUGCUAGACACAUAAACUCAGUCUCGUUGUCAUUGCGAACAAUUUUGACCUCCUUCGAGAAUUGUUUCGCGGCCAUUUUAUAGAAGUUUAGUAGGAACGUCGAACCUCAGACUUUUCGAGAAGUAGAUAGGUUCAGACAGCUCUGGAAAAGUCAUCAACCACAGUAAGAAAGUAGACAGUUCUAGAAGAUGUACGAGUGCGAUAUGGACCCCCAAACGUCGCAAUGAAUAAGUUCAAAACAUUAUUUAUUUUAUUUAAAAUUUCAUAGAAAACCUCUCUAGUCUGCUUAGCUUCAAAACAAGUGUCACAAGGACUUGGAGAAACAGUUUUAUUGGAAUCUAAAGCAACAGAUAAGUAAGAUAACACUGAAAACAAAAGAUGUCCAAGCCUCUGGUGCCAAAGAAACCGAUCUACUGAACGAGCAGACUUAUCAGAAACUUAAACCCGUGCAGCCAUAAUAUCUUUAAAGUAGUAAACCCCAUAUCUCUCUUCACCUGCUCCAAUCAGCGUCCUCAUGAAACGAUCUUGUAAAACAUGCAAAGUAGUUGGUUUGGCGAAGCAACUUUGAAACUGAUAUAAGAGAACAAUUCAAGUUCGGCACAAAUAAAACAUUGGACAACAAAAUGGUUUUAGAGAGAUGUCACCAGUAUGGGUAGCUUAUGUUUUGUUUCCAUCUGCGAACCCAACGGGACAUGGCGGAAUUAUGACUAUUCGAGAAACGAGAGCUCUCAUGUCAUGUGGUGAGAGGUUCAUGUAUCCAAUAUAAGAUCACCAUAUUUCUUACCAUUCAACUUAUCAGACAAUUUUGUUUUCUCAUUAAUCAUCUGAGUAAGAGCUCUCCAUUGUUCCUCGGUGAAAGCUUGAAACGUCGAAGAGUUUAAAGAAGUUGCAUGAGCAGUGUUGGCUCUAAUCGUAUUGCUUCUAAUGCGAUCAGAAUUAGAAGCGCCAUGACCAUGACCUCCUCAUGCUCCUCAGUUUUCACUUCGUGUUCGUGGUGUUUGUUCCCACCAGUCUGGAAAACCUACAAGUUGCCAACAAUUGUCUUUUCUCAUGACCAUGUCGGCCGCAAUGGGAGAAAGUGACUACACGAUGGAUCCGUCAAGAAUUUUUUUGUCUCAGAUGGUUCCUUCGUGGCGACGAAACCGACAUCAUUGUGUUGUGCUUCUUGUUCCUUAGUAGAAGUGAGUUGUUGUUUUUCUGUGACUAUUCAGGCAUACGCUCUGCUAAGAUCAACGGACGAGUCUGUAGCUAUAAUCCCUCGACAGACGAUUCCAAACCGAGCUUCAUCUAAGCCCAUAAUAAACUGAUGUACCUUCUCUUCUUCUCUCCCUGUCUCAUAAAUCGCAGAAGCACUGCAACUGCAGGGAGGAAGGGGUUUGUAAGUGUCAAGUUCUUCCCACAUCUUAGCUAGACGUCCGAAGUAAUCCAUCACUGUUUGUUCGUCUUGCUUGCAUGACGCAAUUUCCUCAUUAAGAUGAUGAAUUUUAACUUUGUUUCCCACUGAGAAAUGUUUCUUUGAAUUCUCCCACAACUCGUGAAAAUCGGAUAUGAAGGUGACUAUAGAACGAACGCAAGCUUCUAUGGAAGAACGAAUCCAGCCAACGAUCAUAGAGUUGACAUAUGAACAUAGCUCGAACUGUGGCAGGUUUAUGUACUGAGCCAUCAAUAAACACUAACUUUCUCUUAGCCCUAAGAUCAUUAACCAACUCAGUGGACCAUUCGUUAUAAUUCUCACCCGUAAACAUCACCGAUGUUAUCAAAGCUCCUGGAUUCUCGGACGCAAACAAGGAGUAAGGGGUGGACGCAUUACCGACGCUUUGCUCAACCUGAGACUUGCUCGUCGUUGUAUACUUACUUGCGGAAGACGCAUCUGUGUCGACCAUGACUAGAAACUGUUGUUCUUACCAAGAACAAGACUGAUCGACAAAGAUUAAGUCACAUAACUUUUAUUACUCUGAUAUCAUGUAAACCAACAAUAAUAUUAUAAAUUCUGAACUGUAUUGACGUCAAAGACUUACAUGUGUUUAUAUACAACAAUGAGAAGUCAUAAACCUAAAGAGAUUAAGAUAGCUUAAUAUGUAAAUAUCACAAGAUAAUGACAACUAUCCUUAUUAAUAGGAUCCACUUUCCUAAUAUUAUCAAUUAACUAAUUAAUGUUGACAAAAAAAAACGAUUUUCAUUUCAAAGAAAAACGAUUCUAACCUAAUGAAACAGUUGACCACAUAAAUUAAUAGUGGAAAUACAUGCAAAAUAAAUGCAAUGUAGAAUGAACAUUACGUAAUGGAAGCUUAUUUGGUCCAAUGGUUUGAGUAAUGGUUCAUUGAUGCUUAUACACCAGUAGAUCUGGGUUUCGAUGCACAGAGAAGACAAAAUUAUGCGAAUUAAUAGAAAAAAUGCUUAUAAUGCAGUCAGACGUGAAUCCUCGUAAGGUAGGUAGAAUUGUCGGCCGUAGAAUUGUAUGUAAUAUUUUAUAUAGUUUGUAAUAUCAUAAUUAUCUAACGUUAAAAAAUGAACAUUACAUAAAAAAAAGAAUAUUUGAUAAUAAUGCAAAUGAGCCAAUAAGCGAGAGAGCCCGGUGUUAUUAACAAUACCAUUUUCCACGAGCUGAUCUCCCAUUUGUCUUUUACCUUAUAUUUCAUUUCUUAACAAACAAGAGAAUCAUUUUAUCAUACAACUAUUGUAAAUUUCAGAGACCAAAAAUAAAGGAGUCUAAUCGAAAGUAGGUUUAGUCGUUUAGGUAAGAAAGAGGCUUACUUAUACCUUUUGGUAACGUGUUCGUCAAUACUGAACCUAUGAAGCCCACCCCACCUACCCAUCUUUUCUGAUAAUUCUUUUAUAUGCAACAUAACUAAUCAUAACUAUUUUAAAUACAUAUAAUGAACUUAUAUAUCGCGUGAUGAUUUCAACAUCAAAUGACUAGCCUUAAGAGAUUUUCAUAAUAAAACUUAAAAAUACACAAAGAAAAGCUCCAUUUCUGAUUCUUAAUUUAUAAAAAUGGGGUUUAGCAUCUACUCCUUCCGUUUUUUUAAUAUAAGUCGUUGUAGAGAAAUUUUUUUGUUCCAAAUUAUAUGUCGUUUUCGGUUUUCUAUGUAAAAUUUAUUAGUAAUUAAUGUUGUAUGAUCAAUGGUAAUAUAUUUUUUAUUUUUCUAUUGGUUCAAUUGUGGUUAAGUAAAUAAAUGAUGUUUUUGUUUAGAAAAUAUAAGAAAUUAAUGGUUUUCUUAAUCUACGUGCAUAGCUGUAACGAUUUAUAUAAAAAAACGGAGGGAGUAUUAAACUAGUUGGUGAUACUUAGAUGCAUCUUCUUUAAGAGCAAAAUGUUUGUUUUAAGCCUUUAACAGAAUAUGUAUCCUCACGAAACAACAAUACUCUAAAUAGGAAGAUGCAAAUUGCAUGUAAACAUUAAUUCAGCCAUUAAUUUUGAAUAUAUUUAGAAUCUAAUUUUAUUUCCCUUCACAUUCCAAACUUUUCUGUCGUGUAUUAUUAUAUAGUAUUUUUUGUAUUAGCUUAACAUAAAAUAUUUAAUAUUGUAUGCAAUGGUGCAAAAACUUAUAUAAAAAUAUAUAUAAACCUAUACAUGUAUCUAUCUUUGUGUGUCUCUAUUAUAACGUGGAUCAAGAUUCUUUCUUAUCUUUAUCACUCUCACGUUCUUUUGUCUUCAAACGCACACAAAGAAAAGAAAAAACCAAGAAUGACUAUACCGUCAAGAAUCCUCGAGACGGCGGCGACGCCACCACCACAACCGUCGGAGCAGAUUCUGGCGGCGGAAUCUGACAUGGUGGUGAUCUUGUCUGCUCUUCUCUGCGCUCUCAUAUGCGUAGCUGGCCUUGCCGCCAUCGUACGUUGCUCUUGUCUCCGGCGAUUUACUGCCGGAGGAAAUUCUCCGUCGCAGAACAAAGGGUUGAAGAAGAAAGCUCUUCAGUCUCUUCCUAGAUCCACUUUCACCGCCGCGGAAUCAACCUCCGGAGGUGCCGCCGAAGACGGCGGAGAUUCAACGGAGUGCGCGAUUUGUCUCACUGAGUUCGCCGACGGAGAAGAAAUCAGAGUGCUUCCUCUUUGUGGCCAUUCCUUCCACGUGGCGUGUAUUGACAAAUGGCUUGUUUCUAGGUCUUCGUGUCCUUCUUGUCGCCGGAUUCUCACGCCGGUGAGAUGUGGCCGGUGCGGCCAUUCUUCAACGGCUGGGAGACAAAGCAAAGAUCAUCAACAUGACCAAAACUCGUCGCAGCUCGCUUCCUCUGUUCCUACGUUUCUUCCUUAACACAAUCUUACUUAUCAUCGGAAUAGUUAAUUUUAAUAGUGUCUUGUAAAGUGGUUUCAAUUAGAAACUAGUGAUCUCAAGGGUUUUUUUUCUUCCUGUCGUUUUAGAUGUAAUUCCACUGUGUUAAGAUCAACUAGAUAGAGUUCAAAGUUGGAGAUGUUUAUCUAAAUAGCAAAAUGAGUUAAAUCAUAACUUUCUUUUUAUUUUA